UCAUCGUCGAUGUUCUUAAUCUGAACACUUUCAACCAGGUUUGAAUCUGGGACCUUGCAGUUGUAUGUGAGUUUCAAGUGUUCGUCGAGAAACAUAUAUAUUAACUAUAUGUCCAUAACUUGAUACCACCCCAUAUCAUAGAAUCCGUUUAAGGUUCCACAACAAGCUCAGAAAAUUCUUAAUUAUUAUUACUCAUUCAAAUAUUCAAGCACAUUAUGUCAUUUUUUUUCUCAUUCCAUUUUCUUGCACACACUGCAACUAGUUUUCUAACUUUUUUCCUGAAUGUGAAACCAGUUUUCUUGCAUGGUUUUUCUGGUUUCCUCCAUCUACUACUGUUAGUGGCAUUUUUCAUGUCAUGGUUGAGGGAAAAACUCACUUUCAUUGAAUCCAGAGACAGUUGCAAAGAGAGAAUCAAAAACACCCUCUUCACAAGGACUGUUUUUUGUUUUCUUAGUAUUUCUGUUUUCAAUUUUCUUCUCUUUUCGUUUGAUUAUUUCAGUUGGUACAGAAAUGAUUUUUCAAAAGAAAAACUCGUGACCCUUUUGGAUUUAGCGUUCAAAACAGUUUCUUGGGGGGUUGUUUAUGUCUUCCUUGAAAGGAAACUCUUAUGUUCAUGUGAAACAAGAUUUCCAAUGCAAUUGUUCUUCAAACCUUGGUGUGUCUUUUACCUCUUUGUUUCAUGUUAUUGCUUUACAGUAGAGAUUGUUCUCUAUGAAAAGCGAGUUUUAUUUCCGAUUCAAUGCUUGGUUUCUGAUGUUUUCUCUGUUUGUGUGGGUUUAUUCAUUUGUUACCUGUGUUUUCUUAUGAAAAAUGAGGAUGAAAUAGAAGAUAGCUCUCUUCAUGAACCUCUUUUGAAUGGUAAUAAUACAAAAGAAACCAGAGGGUUUGACACCGUUACUCCUUACUCUAAUGCUGGAAUUUUCAGCAUUCUUACAUUCUAUUGGGUCGGUCCACUAAUUUCUGUUGGAAAAAGGAAAACUUUAGACCUUGAAGAUGUUCCACACCUCGACAGAAAAGACAGUUUAUUUGGAGCUUUUCCAUAUUUUAAGGAUAAGCUUGAGGCAUAUUGUGGCGACGACAUCAACAAAGUGACCACAUUUAAGCUAGUGAAGACAUUAGCAUUCUCAGCGCGGAAAGAGAUUCUUUUAACAGCUAUUUUGGCAUUUGUCAACACAUUGGCUUCUUAUGUGGGUCCUUAUCUUAUAGAUAAUUUUGUUCAAUAUCUUAAUGGACAAAGGAAAUUGGAAAAUGAAGGACUUAUUUUGGUGUCUGCAUUUUUUGUAGCAAAGGUUGUGGAGUGUCUAACAAAGAGGCAAUGGGUUUUCAGGUUACAGACAAUUGGAAUAAGAAUCCAAGCACUUCUGGUAACAAUUAUCUAUGAUAAAACUUUGACACUUUCUUGUCAAUCCAAACAAGGCCACACUAGCGGCGAGAUAAUCAAUUUCAUGACUGUUGAUGCUGAAAGAGUUGGCGAUUUCAGUUAUCACUUGCAUGAUCUUUGGUUGGUAGUUUUUCAGGUUUUAGUUGCUAUGUUUGUUUUGUAUAAAAAUCUUGGCAUCGCUUCAAUUUCCGGUCUUGUUGCAACUAUCAUUGUAAUGUUGGCAAAUGUUCCUUUAGUGUCAAUCCUAGAGAAGUUUCAAAACAAGUUGAUGGCAUCAAGAGAUAAAAGAAUGAAGGCCACAUCUGAGAUUUUAAGGAACAUGAGGAUUCUCAAACUUCAAGGAUGGGAAAUGAAGUUUCUGUCUAAGAUAACUGAACUCAGAAAGAGUGAGCAAUUUUGGUUAAAGAGAUUUUUACACACUAUAGCUGUGAUCAUAUUUGUAUUUUGGAGUGCACCAGCAUUUGUGUCUGUGGUUACUUUUGGUUCUUGUAUUGUUAUAGGGGUCCCACUUGAAUCAGGGAAGAUCUUAUCUUCACUUGCAACAUUUCAGAUUCUGCAAGAACCUAUUUAUAAUCUUCCAGACACAAUUUCAAUGAUGUCACAAUGUAAGGUUUCUCUUGAUAGGAUUGCAUCUUUUCUUUGUAACGAUGAAAUGCGAUCUGAUACUGUUGAGAAGCUUCCAAAGGAAAGUUCUCAUAUAGCUAUUGAAGUAGUUGAUGGAAACUUCUCUUGGGAUUUAUCUUCUCCGAACGCAGUAUUGAAAAACAUAAAUCUUAAAGUUUUUCAUGGAAUGAAAGUUGCUAUUUGUGGUACAGUUGGAUCGGGAAAAUCUACGUUACUUUCAUGUGUAUUAGGAGAAGUACCAAAGAUAUCAGGGAUUUUAAAAGUGUGUGGUACAAAGGCUUAUGUAGCACAGUCGCCAUGGAUACAAAGUAGCAAGAUAGAAAAUAACAUAUUGUUUGGGAAGGAUAUGGAAAGGCAAAGAUAUGAGAAGGUUCUUGAAGCAUGUUCACUAAAGAAGGAUCUCGAGAUUUUAUCAUUUGGCGAUCAAACAAUUAUAGGGGAGAGGGGAAUAAAUUUGAGCGGCGGACAGAAACAAAGAGUACAAAUUGCUCGUGCUUUAUAUCAAGAUGCUGAUAUAUAUCUAUUUGAUGAUCCGUUUAGUGCUCUUGAUGCUCAUACAGGAUCUCAUCUAUUUAAGGAAUGCUUGCUGAAACUUUUAAGUUCAAAGACAGUGAUCUAUGUCACACAUCAAGUAGAGUUCUUACCUGCUGCUGACCUUAUCUUGGUUAUGAAAGAUGGAGAAAUUACUCAGUGUGGAAAGUAUAAUGAUCUACUCAACUCAGGCACGGAUUUUAUGGAACUUAUCGGUGCUCAUAGAGAAGCAUUGUCUGCACUUGAUUCAUCGGAUGGAGAAGGUACAGUGUCUCAUAAGAUAAGUACAUCACAACAGGAUCUCUGUGUCUCUCUUCCUCUCGGUGUUGACAAAAUAGAAGAGAAGAAAGAAGUACAGAAUGGUGGAACAAAUGACGAGUUUGAGCCAAAAGGACAACUUGUUCAAGAAGAAGAAAGAGAGCAAGGUAAAGUUGGGUUUUCGGUGUACUGGAAAUAUAUAACGACGGCAUAUGGAGGUGCUCUUGUGCCGCUCGUAUUGAUAGCUGAAAUCAUGUUUCAACUUCUUCAAAUUGGAAGCAACUAUUGGAUGGCUUCUUCAACUCCCAUCUCAAAAGAUAUGGAGCCACCUGUUGGAGGAACUACACUCCUAGUUGUCUAUGUAUGUUUGGCCAUAGGAAGUUCUUUAUGUGUCCUAUCUAGAGCAACACUUGUUGUCACCGCUGGUUAUAAAACAGCUACUCUACUCUUCAACAAAAUGCAUCUCUGCAUUUUUCGCGCUCCAAUGUCUUUUUUUGAUGCCACUCCAAGUGGAAGAAUCCUUAAUAGGGCUUCUACUGACCAAAGUGAAGUGGAUACAAGUAUUCCUUUUCAAACUGCAUUAUGUGCUUGCUCCAUAAUCCAUCUCGUUGGAAUUAUAAUGGUGAUGUCUCAGGUUGCAUGGCAGGUUUUCAUUGUCUUUAUUCCUAUGACAGCAAUCAGCAUUUGGUAUCAGAAAUAUUAUAUACCAUCAGGCCGUGAACUAUCUCGUUUAGUCGGAGUAUCCAAAGCUCCUGUCAUUCAACACUUUGCCGAAACAAUUUCAGGUACAUCAACCAUCAGGAGCUUUGAUCAGGUGUCAAGAUUCCAGCAAACAAAUAUGAAUUUGAUGGAUGGAUAUUCACGCCCCAAGUUCAAUAUUGCCGGGGCUAUGGAAUGGUUGUCUUUUCGCUUAGAUAUGUUGUCUUCCAUUACAUUUGCCUUUUGCUUGUUAUUCUUGAUAUCAGUUCCACAAGGAGUCAUAAAUUCGGGUGUUGCUGGUUUAGCUGUGACAUAUGGCCUUAAUCUGAACAUUAUACAAGCAUGGAUGAUAUGGGAACUUAGCAACUUAGAGACCAAAAUUAUAUCAGUAGAAAGAAUUCUUCAGUAUACUUCUAUUCCUAGCGAGCCUCCUCUCGUUGUAAAGGAAAACCGGCCACAUGAUUCUUGGCCAUCAUAUGGAACGGUUGAUAUACACAACUUGCAGGUGCGUUACACUCCACAUAUGCCACUUGUGUUGCAUGGCCUUACAUGCACAUUUGUUGGAGGAAUGAAAACUGGAAUUGUUGGAAGAACAGGAAGUGGUAAAUCGACUCUCAUACAAGCACUUUUCCGAAUCGUUGAGCCUACUUUUGGAAGAAUUAUGAUUGACAACAUUAACAUAUCUUCCAUUGGACUUCAUGAUUUGAGGUCAAGAUUGAGCAUUAUUCCUCAGGAUCCAACUAUGUUUGAAGGUACUGUAAGGAGUAAUUUGGAUCCACUGGAAGAGUACAGAGAUGAACAAAUUUGGGAGGCACUAGACAAGUGUCAACUUGGAGAUGAAGUUCGAAGGAAAGAAGGAAAGUUAGAGUCGGCAGUGAGUGAGAAUGGUGAGAAUUGGAGUAUGGGUCAGAGGCAGUUGGUCUGUCUUGGUAGAGUGUUGCUUAAGAAAAAUAAAGUCUUGGUUCUAGAUGAAGCCACUGCAUCAGUUGACACGGCUACCGAUAAUUUGAUACAGCAAACUCUUCGACAACAUUUCACUGAUUGCACAGUCAUUACAAUUGCACAUCGAAAAACUUCUGUUAUUGACAGUGAUAUGGUUCUACUACUUAAUGAAGGACUGAUUGAGGAAUAUGAUUCCCCAACAAGAUUGCUAGAGAACAAGUUAUCAUCUUUUUCUCAACUUGUUGCUGAGUAUACCACAAGGUCGAACUCCAGUUUUCAUCCACAAAAAUAAUGUUUAUGUUUUCGUUAAUAUUGCCGAUCUUUUUUAAUCAUGGAUUUAUUGUAGUCGUGCACUUGACUUAUUUUUUUGGAUAUAAUAUGAAUCUUUUUUAGAAUA
This is a messenger RNA of Medicago truncatula (barrel medic), 4832 nucleotides long. Its product is annotated as ABC transporter C family member 3. Lineage: Eukaryota; Viridiplantae; Streptophyta; Magnoliopsida; Fabales; Fabaceae. The transcript has 10 exons. The record is from RefSeq and is a predicted model, not a curated record. Gene Ontology annotation, molecular function: ATP binding; ATP hydrolysis activity; ABC-type transporter activity. The coding region runs from base 216 to 4727 and encodes 1503 amino acids. Gene Ontology annotation, cellular component: membrane. Gene Ontology annotation, biological process: transmembrane transport.